AUGACUAUGCUUGAAAAUGUAAACAAUCACUUCAAAGAUAAGGCUUCUUUUGGCACUGUUAUAAUGGUUAUGGUAUUUGCCACUCCAACUAUACAGAGUAUGCAAAAUAACAUUAGUGAACUCCUUGGAUUGGAUUUGACAAAUUGCAAUGAGGAGGAUGCAAAAGAUAAGUUGUUGGAUGCUUUGAGGAAAAACAAGUUUCUUCUAAUAGUGGAUGAUUUGUGGCAUGAAUUGAAUCUAGGGGAUAUAGGAAUCCCUCAACCUGGAAAGGAUAAUGGGUGCAAGAUUCUUGUGAGCAACCAAAAUCUAGAUGUAUGUACAGACAUGAGGGCUGAAUCCAUAAUAGAAGUGAAGAAGUUGUCAGAGUCGGAAGCUUGGAGUCUGUUUGUUGCAAAAGUGGGUCGGGAUGCUACUUUCCCAUCAAUAAAACCCCAUGCUGAGAUUUCAAAAGACAACCUGAAGUUCUUGGUGCAUGCCCGAGCUUCAUUGAAGGAGGCACUAGAGGCUGCUGAGUGGGAAGAAGAAGAUAGAUUUUCACUGACCCAAAAAGAACUGGAGGUUCUCCCCGAAUUGUCGCUGAGUUGCCCAAAACUUGUUACGUUGCUGCUCCAAGGUAAUGAAACCCUUAAGGCCAUUCCCUCAAAUAGUUCCUUCGAAUGCAUGGAUUGCCUUCAUGUGCUCGAUCUUAGUGACACUAGGAUUAAAUCUCUUCCAUCUUCCCUGUCAUGUUUAGUAAAUCUCUGUGUGCUCAAUUUGAGCAAUUGCCAAUCGCUACGAGACUUUCCACCAAUUGGAGGGCUCCAACAACUCCAGUAG
This is a messenger RNA of Amborella trichopoda, 816 nucleotides long. Its product is annotated as disease resistance protein SUMM2. Gene Ontology annotation, molecular function: ADP binding. NCBI's taxonomy places the organism in Eukaryota, Viridiplantae, Streptophyta, Magnoliopsida, Amborellales, Amborellaceae. The record is from RefSeq and is a predicted model, not a curated record.